AUGAAACGGGGCGCUCUGUCUCCCGGGUUCUGGGCGUUCCGAAGUAUUUGCAGUACGACCGACGGCCAUCAAAUUUACGGACGUGUCAUAUCUGCGCUAUUGCGGCAUGGACUUUUCGAGGAUGCGCUGUCGAUGCAUAAAUUCCUUAUCCAGAGGGACGAUCAUCCGCAAGACUACGAAGAACUCCAGCCACUGCUGAUUUACGCCAAGGAAAACGGGCCAUGGACAUUUUCCGAGAAACUUCACAGUUACGCAGCGAACCGUUUCCCUGAACAGAGCGAACCGGCAGAAGAGUCUCCGGGUGUUAGCGUCGAGGCUGGACCCGAGGAUAAGCCACUCAAGGAUGACUUUGGCGCGCGACUUUUCGCUACGGGAGCACUGGCUUUUGAGACGAUCGUCUCAGGCCUGCAGAUGUUCGGCGUCUCAGCCAUCGGCCCUCACUCCCUUCGAGAGAUGGCCGUCAGAGCUCACGGCAGCCAAGACAUACUCGAGAAGCUUCGCCAGCUGCAGAAUGCAGGAAUCUCCCUUGGAGACUCGGUCUUUGCCCGUCUUCUCCGCAGGCUGGCCACUGAGAAUCGGGAGAUUCUCUUAUCCGACCUGAUCCACAGCGACCAACACCCCGACGUGCUCGAAGAUGCACACGUGCAAGAAUCGCUGUUGAUCUCCUCCUAUAUGGCCCGCGAAUGGCGCUUGUACCACCUGACGUUGGCGGUUUUGGGCGAGAUCCCCGACGUCCGGUCUGACCUGCCCAGUCUCCAUUUCCGCAAAUACAUCACCGCCGGCGAAUGGUCUCAGGCGUUGAAACUCGUCGACGAACUGACGUUGCGUGGCCAGACGCUGAGCCAAGAAAGCAUCGAUUUCUUGGUAGCGCAGGUGCUUACCCCACGCAAACCAGGGGCUCGACCCCCUCAAUCGACGGAUUUCCCAUCUGACCAGGAAGUGACCUUGGUCUCCCGCAUCCUCCAGCGCGUCGCCUCUACGGGUGUGUCUAUCCCCACCGACCUGUGGGUUGAGAUCCUGAAACGGUACGGGAUGACCAACCAUUGGGACGAGCUCCACGACUGCUGCCUCUGGUUAGCUCGCCACUACUCCUGUCGCUCUCCGCACGUGGAUACCGCCCGGGUCCCGAUGCUCCCCGAGAAGUCACACGCCGGGGUCCACGCAGGGUCCGGAGUCCACGCAGGGUCCCGGGUCCAGAGCAUCCGACAGCUGCAGGACAUCUUCGACCGACACAUGCAGGCGGCCAUCGUCGCAUGGGGGUUCCGGAUGCGGAUCUCCACCCAGUCCAAGAAGACCUAUAAUCCGUCGGGCACUCCCGAAGGGGACCUUGUGCCCUGGGUCCGCGGCGUCGUGCUCCUGCGAGAGCUAGGGGAGAAUGGCGUGGAGCUUCGCCCCGGCUGGAUCCUCCGGGCGUGCCGGCAGCGUCUGGCGGUCCUCUACGGAGGACCCCGUCAUUCCGGCCGGCGCAUGAAUCGGAUGCUCCGGCGCGAGAACCCAUACAGCGUCGAGCGGGUGGUGAGCGAUCUCAACCGGGCGUGGGGGGAACCGGCCUUGAUCCAGCAUCGGGGUGGAAAAUCACUACAGGAACUGGUGAAUCCACCAUUGUCGAAUGUGUCCCUACACCGGACCCAUCGCACCAUGUUGAACCACGCGCGAUACCUUAGGGAUAUAGUGUAUGAAUAUAUCAGACUGGAGAAACAGUCUAGCUGA
Messenger RNA from Aspergillus campestris IBT 28561, 1710 nucleotides. RefSeq lists its product as uncharacterized. NCBI's taxonomy places the organism in Eukaryota, Fungi, Ascomycota, Eurotiomycetes, Eurotiales, Aspergillaceae. The record is from RefSeq and is a predicted model, not a curated record. The transcript has 3 exons. The coding region runs from base 1 to 1710 and encodes 569 amino acids.